Molecule: messenger RNA, 2532 nt
Organism: Aspergillus pseudonomiae
Lineage: Eukaryota; Fungi; Ascomycota; Eurotiomycetes; Eurotiales; Aspergillaceae
Product: NADP-dependent oxidoreductase domain-containing protein
Exons: 4
Coding region: 1-2472 (823 amino acids)
Source: RefSeq, a predicted model, not a curated record
AUGUAUAAACCAGAAGAAGAUGUUACAUGGACGGAGGCUCAGGCACGGCUCCCUCCUCCGGUGGAAUCCAGUCAGUUGCUUGAGGAAAUCGACCGGCAGGUGGAUCAGCUUCCUAUCCUCGUGGUUCUGGAUGAUGAUCCUACUGGCUCCCAAACAUGCCACGGAAUCAAUGUCCUGACAGUGUGGGAUGAAGCAACGCUAGUCGAAGAGUUCUCCACAUGCGACCGUGGAUUCUUCAUACUCACCAAUUCGCGCGCGCUCCCUACCUCUGAAGCGCGGGGCCUUAUAUCCCAAGUCUGUACAGCUGUCAAGCGAGCAGCAGCCCAGGCCCAGAAAACGUUUGAAAUCGUCCUACGCGGCGACUCGGCCUUGCGGGGACAUUUUCCCGAUGAGAUUCAGGUGGCUGAGGAGGUAAUCGGGCAGGUAGAUGGAUGGAUCCUCGCACCGUUCUUCCGACAAGGAGGAAGAUUCACCAUUGACAAUGUCCACUAUGUGGCUGAUGCCGAAGGGAAUCUGGUUCCGGCCGCCCAGACUAUUUUUGCAACGGAUGCGACCUUUGGGUACUCAAGCUCCAGCCUCAUCGACUACGUAGUCGAGAAGUCAAAUGGCUCAAUUCCUCGCCACUGUGUGCGGUCUAUCUCUCUGCAGGAUAUCAGAGAGGGGGGUGUAUCUGUUGUGGCACAGAAGUUACUGGAGUUCGCUCCGAGAUCUGUUAUCAUAGUUAACGCGAUAGUUGAUACUGAUCUGGAAAUCUUUGUGCUUGGUCUACUACAGGCGAAAUCUGCCGGUCGGAACUAUCUGUAUAGAACAGGGGCUGCCUUUGUAUCCACGCGGUUAGCGAUGAGAUCACAGCUUCCUCUCAGUGCACGGGAUCUGGGAAUGGACACAGAGGCCUCUUCUCCAGGCGGCUUGAUCAUUGCCGGGUCCUAUGUGUCGAAGACGACUGAUCAGCUUCAACAUCUAACUUCAGGCCGUGGGUCCGAGAUAAAGGUUAUCACCCUGGACGUGGAGGAUCUACUCCGCAGCAGUGAAAGCAACUAUACUGCAGUAAUUGGUGCUGCUAACGAGGCUGGUAGAUAUAUUUUAGACGGACAAGAUGUGGUACUCAUGACAAGCAGACGACUGAUUAGCAGCCAUGAGGAGCUAUCAAACUUGCAUAUCGGGAGCAUAGUGUCUAGUGCAUUGAGUUUGUUUCUACGGUUGCUAAUCCCCCGGUCUCGAUAUAUCAUUGCUAAGGGCGGCAUCACUUCGUCAGAUAUAGCAACGAGAGGCAUGCGCGUGCGACGUGCCCAAAUCAUCGGCCAAGCAUCAGCGGGGGUACCUGUCUGGCGCUGCGAUGAACCAUCGUCUAAGUUUCCCGGCAUCCCAUACGUCAUUUUCCCCGGCAAUGUCGGUCACCAAGACGCGUUGCUAGAUUUGGUUACGAAUUGGGAAAGCAGAAGCCCCGAGAAACGGCCCAAAAUGCAAUAUCAACGGCUUGGUAAUAGUGGGUUGAAAGUGUCGAAAAUCAUCCUUGGUUGCAUGACAUUCGGCAAUCCGUCAUGGGAAGGCAGCCCAUGGGUUCUUCCAGACUCUGAAGCGCUUCCGCUACUGAAAAAGGCAUACGACUGUGGAAUCAACACGUGGGAUACUGCCGACACGUAUUCCAACGGGAUGUCUGAGAUCCUGAUCGGAAAGGCUCUCGAGCAAUAUAAUAUUCCACGGAGUAAAGUUGUCAUCAUGACCAAGCUAUACUACCCGGUCCUUGAAGCAGGUUCGAAUGCUCGACCCAACCCUGCAGUCAACGAUGGCGACCUGGUCAAUCAGAUGGGGCUCAGUCGGAAGCACAUUUUCGAGGCGGUGGACGCAUCUCUUGCUCGACUGAAAUCCAGCUAUAUAGACGUUUUACAGCUCCAUCGCAUUGAUGAUACCCACCCCGAAGAGGUCAUGCGCGCUUUGCAUGAUCUUGUUCAAAUGGGUAAAGUUCAUUAUCUGGGGGCGUCAAGCAUGUAUUGCUGGCAGCUCGCGAGACUACAGUAUGCCGCAAAAAUGAACAAUUGGACCACAUUCACCAGUAUGCAGGGUCUGUACAGCUUACUGUAUCGUGAAGAGGAGCGUGAGACAAACAGAUUUUGCCAUGCCGAGGGGAUUGGUUUGAUUCCUUGGAGUCCCUUGGCUCGCGGGCUAUUGGCCAGACCAUGGAAUGUCAAGACUGAUCGAUCUGUGAAGGACGCAAAGACUGCAAAGUGGUUCUCGGGCGAGCAGGAUCGGAAGAUUGUUACCAGGGUCGACCAACUUGCACGGUCGAAGGGAUGCAGCAUGAGUGCACUUGCGAUAGCAUGGUUGUUGAAGAAAGGCGCUUGUCCAAUCGCCGGGCUGAAUAGUAUCGAGAGGAUAGAGUCUGCGUCUGAGGCGCUGGCAGUUCGUUUGAGUGAUUCUGAUCUAAGAUUUCUUGAGGAACAUUAUAGGCCUCUUCCUGUGCAAGCGAUCUAAUUGCUGUCUUUAGUCUCGCAUGGCGUGGGUACUAAGCGAAGAAUGUAGGGCAGAUUCAUA